Molecule: messenger RNA, 701 nt
Organism: Hibiscus syriacus
Lineage: Eukaryota; Viridiplantae; Streptophyta; Magnoliopsida; Malvales; Malvaceae
Product: casein kinase 1-like protein 6
Exons: 4
Coding region: 16-594 (192 amino acids)
Source: RefSeq, a predicted model, not a curated record
UGAAGAGAGUUUUUAAUGAGACCUCCAACUUCUAUAAAAAAAAUUAGUUAUAAUUUCUUUUCUUCUGAAAUUCACAUUGUUGCAGGUUAUCAGUUUGACUAUGUCUUUGACUGGACUGUGUUGAAGUACCCACAGAUUGGCAGUAGUUCCCGAAGCAGGCAUGCCAAUGGAAGGGCAGGUUUAGCUGCAGGACCAUCCAUCGAAAAACCAGAAAGAAUCUCAGUGGGAAGAGAGGUUCGGGAUAGAUUAUCUGGUGCAACUGAAGCUUUUUCCAAAAGAAAUGUUUCUGCUAGAAACAAAACUGCUGAGGGAUGUAACUUGUCCAAGAAUGUGCACCCUGAUUCAGGUAAAAGACACGAUUCUCGAUAUGGUAGCACUUCAAGAAGAGCUGUAGCAACAAACAUGCCUGGUUCGUCCGGCGAACCCAAUGACAUUCCACAAAACCAACCAUCAUCAAGUGGUGGUCGCUUGUCUACCACACACAGAAUCCAACAUGCCUUUGAGGUCAAACCAUCUAGUCGUGCUGUCUAUGGUAGACGAAGCCAUGAUGAUCACCAUCUUCGAAGUUUUGAACUUCUCUCAGUUAGGAAAUGAGAGUAGUAUAUCAAUCAUAAGCCAUUGUUUUUACGAACUUGCUAGCUCAACUGUGUAUAAGGGAUAUCACCCAGGAUUCAAUGCCAAUUUGCAACAGUUCAUGACAA